This is a messenger RNA of Penicillium malachiteum, 555 nucleotides long. RefSeq lists its product as uncharacterized. The record is from RefSeq and is a predicted model, not a curated record. Bases 1 to 555 code for a protein of 184 amino acids. Lineage: Eukaryota; Fungi; Ascomycota; Eurotiomycetes; Eurotiales; Aspergillaceae. The transcript is spliced from 3 exons.
AUGCAUAGCAUUUUACUGAGCUUGUUGGCCCUAUCCGGCCUCUCUAUAGCAUGCCCAGACGUGUAUUUCAUCCGCCAUGGCGAGAAGCCAAAUAAUGGAGGCAUAGGUCUCAGUGAUGAUGGUCUGGAACGCGCUGAAUGCAUUCGAAAUAUCUUCGGAGAUCAUUCAGACUAUAAUAUCGGUUAUAUCAUGGCUCAAAAGCCAAAGAAGAGUGGAAAACAAAAUCGACCAUACGAGACCGUAAAGCCACUAGCCGAGGACCUGGGCAUCAAGGUUGACAUAUCAUGCAAGCGAGACGAUUCAGAAUGUGUGAAAGAUACAAUCGAUGAUUAUGAUGGAGAAGGAAAUAUCUUGAUUUGUUGGGAGCAUCAUCGAAUGACAGAUUUGGUGGAAGAGCUGGGAUACGAGGAUGCGCCCCAUUACCCUGAUGAUAGAUACGAUCUCAUCUGGACGGACCCAUACCCGUAUACGGAUAUCACCCAGAUAAUCAGUGAGAAAUGUCCAGGUUUGGAUUGGACACCAGAUGAUUGGCACUAUCAGAUCAAUCUCCAGUAG